UUAGGGUUAUUCACUAUAACCGGCUAUUAGUGCCAUCCUGAGUCUAGGGUUCCAAUAUUUCCCCUAUCGAUUUCUCCGUUCACAGUUGAAUUUCGCUUUCCAUGAUCUGCCUAACUGCUACUCCGUUUCACACUCAACGAUCGGAGUGAAAAGUAGAUUGUGAUGGCGCUAAGAGGGAGAAAAGUCUCUGCUCGAGGGGAAUCAAUGGCGGCAAAUUAUGCUUUUGGACCUCUCGAAGAUGAUGUUAUCAUAAAACACAGGCUUCUCACCCGGACAACGACCACCAGGGGGGAACCUCCAUUGAAGAAGCUACAGAAGAAGUUCACUUCCUUUGUUCUUGAGAUUGAAAAGGAUGGGAAUAACUACGAUGACUGCGAGAAGCUAUCCAGAGCUUUCUUACAAGAGCUGUCCACAUUUGAAAUUCCUUUGCUCAAGAGUAAAGCAGUUGUCGAUGCGAACAUUAGGGAAAAAGAGAGCUUCCAUGAGUUUAAGGAUGAGAUAAACAGGCAAAUUUUGUUAUCUCAGGGUGAUAUUGAAGAUCUUAAGAAGCAGCUUGAAGAAAGCAAAAUUGAGAGGAAACACAAGGAGGAGUGUGAGGCAAUUAGGAAGCUUAUAGCAGCCCAGCCGCCCAGGUCUGUGACACAAAAGAGUAUUAUGGAGUUAGAGAAGGAGAUUGCGGCACUUAAUGCGGAGAACACAGCUAGUUCUAGGAUGCUGGAGCUUCGCAAGAAACAAUUUGCCCUUCUGUUGCACGUGGUGGAUGAGUUGCAAAAUACCAUAGAGGAUGAACAGAAGAGUUUAAUGGAGGAAAUAAGAAUCACAAGUGAGGAGAAUAAGAUCGGUGUAGACGAGGCUAGUGGAGAAGCCAUGGCUGUCGACUGAGACCAUUCUGCAAAACUUGUAUGCUUAUUUUUUUUUACACCUCAAUAUCAAAGCUAUUAUGUUCUCUGGAAAUCUUAUUCAAGUUGAGAAAUGAAAUUGCAAAUGGAGUUGGAUAUU
Molecule: messenger RNA, 999 nt
Organism: Cucurbita maxima (winter squash)
Lineage: Eukaryota; Viridiplantae; Streptophyta; Magnoliopsida; Cucurbitales; Cucurbitaceae
Product: THO complex subunit 7A-like
Exons: 4
Coding region: 163-882 (239 amino acids)
Biological process (GO): mRNA export from nucleus; mRNA processing
Cellular component (GO): THO complex part of transcription export complex
Source: RefSeq, a predicted model, not a curated record